Messenger RNA from Paramecium pentaurelia, 614 nucleotides. Lineage: Eukaryota; Ciliophora; Oligohymenophorea; Peniculida; Parameciidae. The record is from the annotation of a GenBank genome assembly.
AUGAAAACGACUGAUUAUUAAAAAUAUUUAAUUCUUCAGGAACUUUAUAGUGUUCAUUCUGAUAGAAUUAGUGAAUAAUUUAAGUAGAAAAAAUAACAAACUAGAACUUAGUCCUGUUUAUUUUCACAGGUUAACGAAGUAAAAUGUAUUAUUGAAGAAGAUACUUAUGCUUUCGUAUAAGUAUAUAUAAACAAAAAUAAUUAACUAGUUACGUAAGAUGUUAUUGAUAAUUUUGAGUACGUCUCCAUAAUUAAUAUCAUCAGGUUAAUAUGGAUGUGAUCACUAAUCAAGGUUAGAGAAGUAAAAGUGUAUAAUAUCUUUUAAGGAGCAAAGACAACUAAUUAUAUUUCUACUUAAAUGAUUCCCAUCAUGAAUAUUCCAUAGAAUUGAGCAUCAAAAGCAAUUUAGUCCCUAUAAUAUUAUAGAAAUUAAAGGAAGAUUAUAGUGGAAUCGAUCUAAUUCAUUUAGGAUAUAUUCCUUACCCAAUUGAAGAUUGUGAUCCAGAUGCCCUAUUAUAAAAAGUAUUAUAAGAGAUUCAAGAACAAUAGUAAGUCUUAAAAAUACUUAAUAAGGAUAAGAAAAUAUUCUUUACGCUUUACAAAGACGAUUUAUGA